UCCACAAAUCACUUUAAAGCAUCACACGCGUAGAAAGGAGUGAGGAUGAAAAGGGGGAGAGCCGGCGAGAGGGCCUGAAGGUGCGGCCAUGAGCUCCCAGGCUGGGGCCAGCGGGGAUUGUAGUGUGGAGAAGCUGGUGAGACCCCCGAUGCCAGGACGGAAAGUCCACAGAGUCCCGAGACAAGUUAAGACGAGAGAACAGGAGGACAGAGGGGCGCUCGUCAGAAGGACCAUCAGCAUCGAGACUAUUGGGAAUGCAUCAGGAGAAAGCAUGGCGAGUCUGUCCAGCUCCGAUGCGGAGGGAUCGAACAACGAGCCAAGAGGAAGCUCCGCCACCAACGUGAAACCACAAGCCUCUGUCCAAGCCAGAUCCACUCCAGCGACCCCUCGGAGACUCUUGUCAUCCAGGACACCUGCGGUGGACCCCCACAGCUGUCCUGGCAGAGACCCUGAUCCAUUCUGGCUGGAAGUGCAGAGGACAGGGUGGUCAUGUGAGGAGGAGGAUGAGGAUGAGGAGGAGGCGGGGGCGAGUAGGGUGAUUGACGCGAUGAGCCCACCUUUGACCCCGACUCCGCCUGCGUCGUUGGUCGGGGAGAGGAGGAUGAGCAGAAGAGAGAGAAAUAGGAUAAAAUGUCUGAGGAGGAGGCAGAGGAGGAAGGAGCGAUGGAGACAGAGUCAGCUGCAGAGUUCCACAGCUAACGUUAGCAGCACCGACAGCGGCGACGACGUCGAUGAGGAAGAAGUGCUGAGCGACAAAGAGGGUUACAUCUGCGCCGUGUGCCUGGACGUCUACUUCAGCCCGUACAUGUGUCAGCCCUGCAGGCACAUCUUCUGUGAGCCUUGUCUGAGAACGCUGGCCAAGAACUGUCCCGCCAACACCCCCUGCCCCCUCUGCAGGACCACCAUUACGCACGUAUUCUUCCAGAAGGAGUUAAACAAUAUGGCGAGGACCUUCUUCCCAAAUGAAUACCUGUGUCGGAAGCAGAACUUCCAGAAGGCGAGUUGUGCAAAAUGGCCUCUUCCAAGCUGCAGGAAGCUCUUCAGAAUAUUUGGAGGUUUCAGGAGACCCUCCAGUCCCGGGGCGUGGCGUCAGUUCCCCCGCGGAGGAGCCUACCGUCUGGACGCUUUGGACUUCGACAACGACACCCCAGGGUGGCACUUUGACAUGGACAUGGUCAUCAUCUACAUCUACUCGGUCAACUGGAUCGUUGGCUUCUUCAUCUUCUGCAUCCUCUGUUACCUCUUUUUCCCCUCUUUUUGACAGCAUGGGAUCAUUAAUGAAGGAUGGAAAUUCGAGUGGAAUUGUGUGACCAUAGCAACAACAAUGUCAUACAACAGCAAACAUUAGGUACACCUGCACAAUUGAAUUACAGUGCAUUCAAUAUAAGAGCGUUAAAAAAAAUGUAUCAUAAUGCUUUUAAUGUGUGGAGAUUACAAAAAAUGGCCUGGCUGGUCCAUGGUAGACCACUAAAGCAGCAUGUUGUUAUCAUCAAUAUUAUUUUUACUUUAGCAUGUGCUAGCCUAAUGCUUAUAAAUACUACCUUUAUUGCUUUAAUUGCGAUAUCUAGUGAUAAAUAAUCGAGGCCUCAGUGUGUGUGUGGCACACUCACUGGCUGUAUUGACGUUGGUGUUUCAUAAUAGCGCCUUCCUCUGCAUUAAAAUACAUUACAGUAGGAAGGGGAUUCAAAAGGCCCUAUUUGUUGUCAGUUUACCUAAGACAUGAAACAGGAAGAAUUGGGGUUGGGGGGGUUGCACUACCCACUAUCCGCAUGUCAAUAGAGUGUUGAAUAUCUUAAAAUGUGUCUUGUGGCAAUACCAAUUUUGACCACAGCGUAGAGCGGCGCUUUCCACCUUUUUCGGCAGACCGCAUUACAAAAUGAUUAACACGGGAGGUCGUGUGAAUUUCUUCCCUAUUGUACAUUUGACCUGCAAAUAAAAUAUAUAUAGUUCCGAAAUAUAACUGGCAUUUUCGAACAAAAAUCUGUGCAAAAAGUCAUAUGUAACUUCGCAACUCUGGUUAUUAAGCCAAGUAGUAGAAAAGGAAAAGAAGAACACUUUGAAAUAUUUCCCUUUUCUUAGUUUUAUUUCAGAUCGAUGAUGGAGACAAAAAAUUACCUUUUUUAGUACGAGCCUUCUGUUUUGAGUCGAAAGAAAUGUUUCUGGUCAACACAGUCGAAUGACACAGCAGCUGUAUUGGGCGCAUGAUUUUUUUCUUAAAGUGACACACACAUCGAGGUAUUGAGGUACACAAUUGUCAUCCCUUGUGUUUGAUAAUGCAUCGAUGUUUCAAUAUCAUUCGACACACCACCAGUUACAUCCUUAUUGCUUUGCAACUGAAAUUGAAAAAAAAGUAUAUUUAAUAAUACUGUAAUUUGUAGAAAUAAUACAAAAUAUAUAUACUGUAUUUUCCGGACUAUAAGCGCAUAUAUAAACCGAACCCACGAAAUUUUAGAAGAACUUUUUUUUUUUCAUAUAUUAUCAAUCAAUCAAUGUUUAUUUAUAUAGCCAUGAAUCACAAAUGUCUCAAAGGGCUGCACAAGCCACAACGACAUCCUCUGUACAGAGCCCACAUAAGGGCAAGGAAAAACUCACAACCAAGUGGGAUGUCGAUGUGAAUGACUAUGAGAAACCUUGGAAAGGACCGCAGAUGUGGGUGACCCCCCAGGAGAUCGAAUGCAAUGGACGUUGAGUGGGUCUAGUAUAAUAUUGUGAAAGUCCAGUCCAUAGUGGGGCCAGCAGGAGACCAUCUCGAGCGGAGACGGGUCAGCAGCGCAGAGAUGUCCCCAACCGAUGCACAGGCGAGCGGUCCACCCCGGGUCCCGACUCUGGACAGCCCAUAUGGUACAAUACAAUCGGCAAGAUAGGAUGGAGCUAGACUGUGUAGUAUUUUAUACGAAAUGAAAUAUUUACGUAGAAAGAUUUUGUAAAUGUUUAUUUACAGACCUGAAAGGUUAAACGGUGCCUGUAACAAGGCAGUAAAACGGCUGAUCAAACAAACAAAACAAUCCAGUUGCGAUUGAUUGAAUGCCCUGAGAUUACAGUGACCUGGAUGAAUGAGAACAUCCAUAGACAAAUAAAACACAAGUCAUUGAUGUCUUUAUUCAUUCUAUAUGCAACAGAUUUUCUAGUUUAUUAAUAAGGUCCAAU
Molecule: messenger RNA, 3147 nt
Organism: Entelurus aequoreus (snake pipefish)
Lineage: Eukaryota; Metazoa; Chordata; Actinopteri; Syngnathiformes; Syngnathidae
Gene: rnf180a
Product: ring finger protein 180a
Exons: 4
Coding region: 89-1261 (390 amino acids)
Biological process (GO): serotonin metabolic process; positive regulation of proteasomal ubiquitin-dependent protein catabolic process; protein polyubiquitination
Cellular component (GO): endoplasmic reticulum membrane
Molecular function (GO): ubiquitin protein ligase activity; metal ion binding; ubiquitin conjugating enzyme binding
Source: RefSeq, a predicted model, not a curated record